AUGGACGAACUCGUGCACCACUGCAUUCGGGAACUCUCGUUCGACGGCGACCUUGGCUGUGAUGUAUCGAGACUGUCCGAGUUCAUAAUCGGUUUUUACAAUCACGGCGCGGAGGUGAGGCAGCAGAACGUCGACGAUGCCUAUCGCGCGUUCGUCUGGUCGGUCAUCGUGCAGCAGCCCAAUGUUCGGGUGGGCACCGUACCGGAGGGCAAAUACUCCGAAGUGUAUAUUGCUCCGCAAACUAGCGCUAAGAGGAAGGCGAAAGAGAAGGGACAGGAUCUCGAGGAACCUUCGGCGCCGACUACCCUCCAAAUCGUCGAUGAUGCCAAGUUGAAGAGCCUCGAAGAGCUGCGGGAGCAGUAUGGCGAUCGGUUGCGCAUUGCUGUCGACCCUGAAACUUCCUUUGUUGCCAUCACCGGCUCACAUAUCCGCCCGUCAAAAUUGACGCCUAUGGUGUACUCAUGCCUGCAGCUAAUAGCUCGCGGGCGCGAAAAGGGUGUUUCGACCAUCGACCUUGGCAAGAAGACGGGUUACGACCAGAAGACCAUUCACUACCUCAUCAACCAACUCAUCAGUCUUGACAUGAUCCUCAAGCUGCGACAGGCUGGUCAGGCCUUGCAUGUAUGCGUGCUGAAGUACUUCUACGAACGGAGUUUACACUGGAAGGAGGUCCGGGAAGCGAAUCUCAUGGCUAAAGAGGAUGCUGAGGAGGAGAAGCCAGUCGAAGGAGGCGAAGAAGGGCCGACGGCAUCAGCCUCGGUCACAUUCGAUCCCAUAGACACGCAACACCUAGCCAGCCUGCCCCUAAUUCGCUCGCGAAUAAUCAAGCUACUCAGAGCGUCUCCGAACUUCACGCACAUAGCCCGAACGGUGCUCACGAAGAUCGGGUUUGAGAAACCAACCAAAUCCGAUAGACGUUUCUUUAAUACACGUCUCAAGGAACUCAUUGAUGAGGGUCUCGUCGAGUUGGUUCAGGUUCGUGGAAACACAAAGAAGGACGAAGAGAUGUGGUACAGGUGCCUUCGACUCGUACAAACUGUUGAAGACCAGUCCAUGCAAGUCGACGAACCCGCCGGCGUACCCCCCCAGGCCUCGAUGGGGGUGCAAGGAAACGACGGAAUCCAUGGGCUGAAGAUGAAUCUCACGCUGCAUAAACAGAUCAUGAAUGUCAUAGCAGAAUCCGGGGUGGAGGGUAUCACGCUAAGUGAGAUCAGCGACGCCCUUGGAAACUUCGACCGCCGGACCAUCGAGCUCCUACUUACGCGUCUCGAGAGCAAUCCACCCCCUCCGCAUCUUGGAGAUCUGGGUGUCGCCCAGGCGAUGGACCACGCAGGACGGGAAAGGCGUUAUAAAUAUUUCACGGUCGCAGAGUACAACGUACUCGCCGCGAAAGAAGGCUUUUCUCCUGGCGAGAACAAGUAUCACAAUCGCAUCGACAUCGAGCAUGUGAUGCAGUUCGCUCCCAUGGACGCCAGCCUAUUCUACAACACGGAGGAGGAUGUUUUGAAGCAUGUGGAUGCCCUCCGUCGGCCUGGAACUGAUGUAUUCUAUACGAGUGCCGGGACGAAGAAGAAGCCCAAGAAACACAAGAAUCCGAUCCUACCGGACGGCACCGUAAAGAAAGGGCGUCCUCGCAAGAACCCGGACGCGCCACCAAGGAAGCGUCCCAAGGCCGAAGGUGAGCCCCCGCGUAAGCGGGGGCGCCCUCCCAAAGCGAAGCCGGAGCCAGUGGACGUGCCUGACGAAGAGACAGGGGCAGCGGAGUCGAAGACCCCAGAAGAACCAGAGGAAAGCGAAGCCCCACAAACGGCGCCUACCGAAGCAAGUUCCGUGGUUCCCCAGAAGCGUAAACGAGGUCGCCCGCCGAAACCGAAGACAACAUCUGCUGUUGCUGAAGUAGACAAUGGUUCAUCCAAUGUGCCAGGGGGCCGGUCUACGAGUGCAGCUGGUGUACAGCCUUCCCCAUCUUCAGCACGUAAACGUGGACGCGCUUCGGUCCGGAUGUCCGAGGUGGAGGAUGCUCCGUCUGCGCAAGCCAUCGACGCGGCAGAUAUGUCGAUGACAGAUCACAAUUUCCUAGACCCAGCUCAACCCUCUGACCGUGCCGAUGUUGUUGCUUCGAUCGUGACACAAGCAGCCGAUCCAGAGGUACCGCGUUCAUCCCCUUCUUCACAAGUCAAAGGUGCCCGCAAAACACCUCGUAAACAGCAGGUUGACGUCGCCAGCGAAGACAGACCGUCCGUAGAGGAUGACGCGGAUCAAGAGCUCGGUCUGGCCGCAGAGUACGGAUCCGGCAACCGCGGCAGACGAUCCCAGCGAGCCAGGUUGUCCGAAGUAUCGAAUAACGAGCCAGGGAAUGCACCGACUUCUGUGCCUGGGAUUACACGUGUGGAAAACUCACAGGAGCAACGUGGUCAGGAGCCUACCGACGCUGGCGCGGAGCAUAACUGCAGUCGGUUUUUGCCAGAGACUACUAUGGGGGAUAAUCAGGUGGAGGGUCCGAUACCGAAGCGACGCGGUAGGCCGAGGAAACGCAAACAGCCAGAUGAAGACGAGGUCGAACCGAAGACCGUAGCGCCUGUUAAUAAGCGUUCGCGCCUCUCGGAUCCGACACCAGGUGAAGGCUUUAUCGAUGCUUCUGCUCCGGAAGGCAUGGCUGGAGAAGCGCAGGUUGAUCUGGAAGAUGCGACACAACCGCGUCUAGAGCGGGAUGGAAACCUUGCACCGGAUUCUCUUCCGAUGCAUCCGAAAGAAUCUAUCGACGACCAGUCUCCCCGGAGAUCACCAAGGAAGCCUCGCCCAUCGGAGAAAGCCUCCGCAACAAAGGAUCCUCGGCGUCCAAGGCAAUCGGGCCCUACACCAGCUCAACCCGAGGGCGAACCUACCGAACAUGUCUUACAGAGCGACAAACAGCCAGGACACCACGCAGUCCGUGCCGACGAGUUGCAGUACGCGGGAGUCCCACACGAUGACCCAGGAUCCCAAGGGGGUGUUCCGUUCCGUAGCUCCAGUUCACAGGUAGCGGACAAUGCCUUGACAGAGCAAACAGAUGUCCCGCUUGAAACGCCGGCCGCCGCGCACGACGAACAGGAACGGACAUCACCGGUGCAAAACAGGGAGCACAUCGCUGAGCCCAUCACGGAUGCCGGAAACCCCUCUCGAGAAAGCGGCGAUGCCUCUAUGCCUAUUGCAUCUUCUUCCAAGUCGCGCGUUCGUCGAAGUGGGAACCUCUCCCAUCAACGCAGGGAAAAUGAGUAUUUGCGUGUACUCGAGCGUCUUGGCGGGAUCGCGGCCGUCAACCUGAAGGUGUUCCAAGACGCGCACCUUACAUUGAUAGAGGAGAUGCAUAAAAAUGGCGAACCCACCUCUGGUCCUGUCGGCAUUCGUGCUGACAAGCGAACGCUGGAUGCCACGUUGAACAAGAUGGUCGAAGGCGGGAAGAUCAAAACAUUGAAGACUUCGGUGCAGAUUCAGACCGGCGCAAGUCGAUCUAUCGUUGUCGCUUAUCUACAGUCGCUAUCGCAAGAGAAGGUGGCUGCUUAUUUACUCCAGUUAGGUCGUAGCAGUUUCAUUCCCCAGGCUCCUGUCCUGAAGAGGAUCGAGGAACCUAUGAUAUUCGCCACCGGUAGAGAAUCCCGCCCAACUCCAGAUCUCCCGUUGCACUUAUUGCGAAUGGACGACGUUGGGGAUAGCAAGAAUCCACGCCUAUUCCACGAUAUGGCUAGGACAGACGAGCUAUUCUCCCUCGAUGAUCAAACUGUUCGUGACGUACUCCUCUCGGAAAGAUCGACGCUAUCGCAACUCUAUGGCUACAUCAUCGCCAAAGCGUUACGUGUCCGGGAGCUGCAUAUGUUGACUGUUCAAGCAUUCCAUGGACCUGUGCAAACCCCUCGAGUCGUAUCUAACGAACAGCGGAUCAUCGACAUUUCCCACUAUCAUCAUGAGAUUCCGGCGUCUGGUUACUUCGCGUUGGUCUCUGCCACCGAAUAUAGUGAAGAGCUAUGCCAUAUACUGGGGAAACCCGAAGAACGUCUUAUGCCCGUCAAGGAUCUGCCAGCUACGGUCAGAUCUGCACUACGCGUGGGCCAAUCUCGAAGUCGUACACGCAUCAUGGAACUUCUUGAAGUGCUACGAGCACUGAACAUUGCAACUCCUUUGACCAUUUCCAUAUCAGAACGUCCGACCAUCACUUGCGAGUGCAAUCUCGACUAUCCCACAACGUUCGACUUCCUUCCGCCCGGUGGUGACGCGACGCAAUGUACUUUCUGGCAAUUCCAGAUCACCGCGCCUAUCCACCUGUGGUCCAUUUCAAAGGAUUCCCCCCCUUUCCUUCGUGACGCCCCGGUAGUCACUCUCGAAGAUUGCGCGUCAUAUUGGCGCGAGCUGAAGGAGGUCGCACUCAACCAAGACUACGCGAAGUCGCUAGCCUGGUCCAUGACCCAAAGCAAUACCGGCCCUCUCGGCGACAUACGUCUGGUCGAGAAGGUCGUAUGCCGCCGCGCAUCCUGGAGGACAACAUACUUCUUUACAUGGCAUCAGGAGCAGUACAUGAAGAAACAUGUAGAACAAACGUCGACAGGAGAAGACGAGGCGGAUAACACGAGGCGUCUCCGUAGAGUGGCUUGGGUCACGGGUGCCCCGCUACAAGCGGUUCAGGAAUACAUGGCUCGUUUACAGCAGAAACAUGAACGCGAGAAGACGAGAGCUCGCCGUCGGGCCCACCGGGAGAAUAGAGAGCUCCGCGAGAAGAAGCAGGUCCUCGCGAAAGCCGAGUUGGCGCGGAAAGCUAAGGCUGCCAAAGCGCAGAGGGAGAAGGAAUGGGACAGUCUAAUUCAAUCUGUUCAUCCUCAACCUCUGCGAGGGUCCAAAGCCUCGCGCAUCCGCCAAAUACGAUCCCGUUUUGUUGCGACGCGAGGACAAGAUCUCGAGCGUUGGCGGGCUGAAAUCCAGCAGACGCUGCAGGAAAAUCCCUACAAGCCGGAUUCCCUUUACGGGGCGACUAGACAAGCGGGUGCCCCCAGCUUCAUCGUCAUUGAGCCUACCAACCCACCACCACCGGUUGUGCAGAAUUGGACGGAGCCCAGCAUACGGCGCCUCAUCGAGGACCAAGGACCUGCAGUGGCUCAACGGAAUGCCAAGAACAAACAACACUCCACAGCCGCACAAAAGCCAGCCACGCGUCGCAGGUUUAACUGGACUCGAGAGUACGACGAGCUUGCCCGCGACGCUGCGGCGGUUAUCAAAGCCCGAUGUCGUGAUGGCACGAAGCUCGAAUGGGCUGCGUUGGACGCCGUCUUCCCAUCUCUCAACAGGAACACCGCCCGCCAGCGCAUCGUCAGCCUUACAAAGGAGGCGGCGGACGCGAUGUACUUGAAGCGUCUUGAGGAUGAAUGGUACCGUCUUUGGACCCGGCAUCGUGGGACACCUCUGCUCCCAGACGAUGACCCGCGAAGUGCGUCUAACUUCGACAUCGUCGCCCACAUCGAGUUCCUGCGCAAAUACAUCGAUAAGAAUGCGCUUCGAGUUGGAUUUGUGCAGCCGGCGGAGCCCGAUGCUACUCCUUUCUUGGCCACUUUGCCCAGCUCGGUCGAGGAGCUCAUGCAUGAAUGGAACGUGGUGGAGAAGCCGCAAGACCCUACGUGGGACUUCCUGUGGAGCAAUGAACUUGGCGAGGAAGGCCGGGAGAAGAGCAUGCACAAAGUAGCCCUGUUCGCCGACAACCAGGAUACUCCCAUCGUUUCUGAGACCGUUGAAGAGAGCAUUCGCGUCGCCGAAGGUGCCCUCAAGAUGGUGUUCGGCGCUCCGGCAUCGACGUAUUCCCCGCAGAAAGCAUCGGAGACGCUGCGCAGCGUUGGACAGGCCGCUGUGACGACGGCCACCCACAACCUCCUAGCCCGCGGUGUUCUCACCAAGGUCAAUCGCGAUCCUAGCAAACCGAAGCCUGGAAGGUCUAUGAGGAUUUCCGACAGCAACCAGACGGCCUCAAAUGGACCUAUACCGAUCGACACCUUCGCCGAUGCCGCUGCGUUUGAGGAAUCGCAUGAAGAUCAAGCCGGGGAACCGAGAGAAUGGUCGUUGCUGGCCUCUGAUGGCGAUAUCGCAGCGUUGAUGCAGCUGGUGUCUGAUAACAAGGUUGUUUUUGAUGUGGAUACUGCGGGACCGAGGGCUGCUCGCGCGGGAUUGGACUGGAACAGUAAAAAGGCCGACGACGACGAAAUCGAGACGACGAUUCGUUUCUUGGUGAAAGCAGACACCGCUGCAUUGCCGGAGGAAACGAGCGAUGCAGAGAGCAAUGCUCCGCUACCCGCCACCAACGACGUUGAGGGCCCUCCGGCGGGGGUUCAGCACGGAGCUACCAUUACGAGCGAAGUUGCUUGCUGUUCACUGAAAUCCGCGGUCCUACCAAGAGGAUGCUUGAUAGACUGCGAAGCUUGCCUUCAGAAGGAAUUGGCUUCGUACCGAAAGUCCAGUGCACCGGAAUCACAAGCCAUCAUCGAGCCUUUACUGGAACUCGUUAAGGGAGCCGGCGCCAAUGGCAUUUCAAAACGGCAGCUGUUGGAUGAUCUCAAGUCACUGGACAGACUCGCGGUGUUGAAGGUGGUUCAUCACCUAUGCAAGUCUCCCGUUCCUCUAUUAUUCUGGGCCGGAUAUUCGGAACUGGUCCUUGUCUCCGCUCUCUUCGCAACGCCGUGGACUGUAGAAGUCAGCGCGUCUGAUGGCGCUGAGGCAACGGAGGGAAAGGCGUUUGCGCGUGUUUUGCCGCGGAGAUGGCUGGACCUUGGCGGUAGCGUGGUUAAAGAAGCCUGGACGGCUGCACUCCGCGCAUUGGUCGGAUACAUCGUCUUCAGACCCGGUAUCUCACAGGCGGAACUUCGAUGGCGCGUGCGAUCAGUGUACGAUAGGCAGGAGAUCAACCAGGUGCUGUGCUUCCUCGAGGGCGAAGGUUAUAUCAGAAGACGGAGAUGGCCAAGCUCGGCUUUCCCGGACAUGAAUCCUCUUGACGAGCAAGAAGAACGGACGACCUAUUGGUUCCUUGGCGACAGGCAUUGGUUCCACCUGUAGAACGCGUACGGAUGUAUUUGCACCUGCCUCAGAACUCGAAUGUAGCCCUAGUAUACUUAUUCACUGUGCAAUAUCCACGCACACAACGGC
Messenger RNA from Punctularia strigosozonata HHB-11173 SS5, 7152 nucleotides. RefSeq lists its product as uncharacterized. Gene Ontology annotation, cellular component: transcription factor TFIIIC complex. The record is from RefSeq and is a predicted model, not a curated record. Gene Ontology annotation, biological process: transcription initiation at RNA polymerase III promoter; 5S class rRNA transcription by RNA polymerase III. The transcript is spliced from 16 exons. Bases 1 to 7062 code for a protein of 2353 amino acids. NCBI's taxonomy places the organism in Eukaryota, Fungi, Basidiomycota, Agaricomycetes, Corticiales, Punctulariaceae. Gene Ontology annotation, molecular function: DNA binding.